This is a messenger RNA of Vicia villosa (hairy vetch), 861 nucleotides long. RefSeq lists its product as uncharacterized. NCBI's taxonomy places the organism in Eukaryota, Viridiplantae, Streptophyta, Magnoliopsida, Fabales, Fabaceae. The transcript has 2 exons. The record is from RefSeq and is a predicted model, not a curated record. Bases 21 to 650 code for a protein of 209 amino acids.
AAUUGUCAUGUGAGGGGAACAUGUGUUCAGGACAUUGUAAGACUAUUGUAAGAAAAAUAGUGGAGCAAGUUAGAGUUGAGACAGAGCAAUGGUCACAAAUGCAGGAGAUGCUUGGUCAGGUGAGGGAAGAGAUGGAAGAACUGCAGGCUUCACGAGAUUUCUGGGAAGAUCGCGCCCUGCAUUCUGAUUCUCAAAUCCAAUCUCUACACAAUGCGGUGCAAGAGUGGAAACAAAGAGCUCUUUCGUCCGAAAGUAAGAAAAAUGAGCUUGAGGAGAAACUUUCCACGCUCAGUGGUGAUCUCGAGAGGUUUAGGAUCGAACAGAAUGCAGUUAAGGAGACUAAAUGUUUGGCGAUUCCCUUGGAUACGCAGAACGAGUUUGAGAAGCGAAUAGUAGUUUGCAGCAUGAAGGAAAAUAAUAGUAAUGUUGCAGAAAACAGAAAACACAGUAAGGUUUUAAGGAAUGGAGAGAGAAAAACACAUGAUGCUAGUGUUAGAGGUGGUUUACUCGCUCCAAAUCGAUCUCCCUUUCGCGACAUUGGGAACAACUCAUCAUUGUUGACGAGGCAGCAGAAUGGCAAAGCAGUUUUCCCUUUGCAUUGCCAUCUUUCUUCAAAUGCUGAGAAAACUUAUCGCCUGAAUGAAAACUGAUCAGUUCUAACACUAAAUUACAUGUUCUAACGUUAUCGGGUGAAGAAGGCACACAAUGAUUUAGGUGUUUCGUGUUUUAAAAUCGAUGGUUCGGGACCUGUCAUGUAAUAUGUACUAUGCUUAGGAUGUGUAUGGAUAACUCAAUUAAGAGAUUAUUGUUGAGUUCUUAUGAAUAAGUUUUAAUUCCUACAGGUCAUCUAGAGCUGCAUAC